ACACCAAAACAUGUCCUGAAUUCGAGCAAACACUCGUCCAAAUCGUCACCGAUAAACAAAUCGCUGCUCCAACAACAGCCGCAGGAACACUCCGUCUCUUUUUCCACGAUUGUAUGGUCGAUGGCUGCGAUGCCUCAAUCCUCGUUGCUUCUACUCCACGUAAAACAUCAGAACGUGACGCAGAUAUCAACCAUUCUCUACCUGGAGACGCAUUCGACGUAAUCACACGUAUUAAAACCGCCGUAGAACUCAAAUGUCCCAACGUCGUUUCUUGCUCUGACAUUCUCGUCGGUGCAACACGUAGCUUGGUCACAAUGGUCGGAGGUCCGAGAAUUAACGUUAAGUUCGGUCGGAAAGAUAGUCUUGUCUCGGAUAUGAAUCGUGUUGAAGGAAAGCUAGCUCGACCUAACAUGACUAUGGAUCAUAUCAUUUCUAUUUUCGAGUCUAGUGGUUUGACCGUUCAAGAAAUGGUCGCUCUUGUUGGUGCUCACACCAUUGGUUUCUCUCAUUGCAAAGAGUUCGCGAGUCGGAUCUUUAACAAGUCCGAUCAAAACGGUCCGGUGGAGAUGAAUCCGAAAUACGCGGCGGAGCUGAGGAAGCUGUGUGCGAAUUAUACAAAAGACGAAGAGAUGUCUGCGUUUAAUGAUGUUUUUACCCCUGGAAAAUUUGACAACAUGUACUACAAGAAUUUGAAGCAUGGUUACGGGUUGCUCCAGUCAGAUCACGCGAUUGCGUUUGAUAACAGGACGCGGUCACUGGUGGAUCUUUACGCGGAGAACGAAACGGCGUUCUUUGACGCGUUUGCCAAGGCAAUGGAGAAAGUUAGUGAGAAGAAUGUGAAGACAGGGAAGCUUGGAGAAGUAAGAAGGCGGUGUGAUCAAUACAAUGACUACAAGGGGUAAAUUAGAAAGUUACCUCUGUUAACACAAACACAUUCAAAAAAGAAAAAAAGUUUCAUAUU
Arabidopsis arenosa is the source of this 961-nucleotide messenger RNA. Lineage: Eukaryota; Viridiplantae; Streptophyta; Magnoliopsida; Brassicales; Brassicaceae. The record is from the annotation of a GenBank genome assembly.